Helicoverpa zea (corn earworm) is the source of this 13962-nucleotide messenger RNA. It is a transcript of the gene pcx, whose product is annotated as pecanex-like protein 1. Gene Ontology annotation, biological process: endoplasmic reticulum organization. Gene Ontology annotation, cellular component: membrane; endoplasmic reticulum. The transcript has 26 exons. The record is from RefSeq and is a predicted model, not a curated record. Bases 353 to 8818 code for a protein of 2821 amino acids. NCBI's taxonomy places the organism in Eukaryota, Metazoa, Arthropoda, Insecta, Lepidoptera, Noctuidae.
GCAACCCAGCUGUUAGCUGUCAAUAAGUCCCGAUGGAAAGUGUUGUUUCGCUGAUUUCAUCCAUGUAUCUUAGCUCAAAUUUAUGAAUUUGUUUGUCCAUAUUUUAAUUAGGCUAGCCUUAAUGUUAUUUACAAAUGUUUAUUAAGUUAAGGACUCGCUGCUAAUGUGGAAAGAGGCGUGCAGUUAACAAACAAUCGAUGUCUUUAGAGUCCAUUUUCGCGUGGAAUCUAUCAUUCAAAAUGGCAGUGGUAUUAACAAUUCGCAGAUGUGAAAAAUGAUUUGGUGAAUUAUAAACAGUGUCGGUGUGGGUGGAUGGUGAAUUAAACGCGGAAAUGUGGACAUAAAGUGUAAAAUGGGUUCCCAGACACUAGAGAUAUUGCGCCAAGGUGUUUGGGCAUCGUUAACUGGGGGAUGGUUUUAUGAUCCUCAUCAGAAUUUGUUUUGCAACACUGUGCACCUGUAUGUGUGGUUGUUCCUGCUAUGUUUGCCGUUUUCUAUCUACCUGUACUUCCCGCCCGCAAGCCUCGGUUGGAUAAUAUACUGCGCGCUGGUAGCGCUGCUGUUUGCCGGGCUGAAGCUGCUGAACCACGGGCUCCAUCACAUGUACGACACCACCGAGUGCAUCCGAGUGCAGCCCCCCACUGACCCCAACGCUACUGAGAAUACUGCACCUGAAGAGGGCAUGGAGAUGCAGAUGCUGAAGCUGGGCGGCAUGGCGGCGGCGGGCAGCGACAACGAGUCCAUCACCUCUUUGGAGUACCAUAAGCCUAACAACAGCACUAUAGAUUUAAAAGUAGAUGUCCACCGCAAAAACAGUUCGGAGUCGAGCAUAGAGGACAGUGCAAUGUCUGCUAAGCAGACAGAGGUAGUGGCGGCUACCAAGUCAGACCUGUGCGUGGCGCAGGCCGCCGAGGUGGCCGGCCCUUCCAAACCCCGUCCAGCCAGCCGGAGCCGCUCCAAGUCCGGCCACAGGAGAGAACACAGGACUUCCAAGCGAAGGACCCACGGCACUAGAAUCGAUGAACUCAUAGGAGAAGCUUCUAGAAGCGCCAGAGCGGAAAAUAACCUACCAGUUCACAUGUUAGUCGAUGAAGGCCCCUUCGCUAAAGUCAGUAGACGCUACCACGAGUGUCCGCACAGACGUGGCUCCAGCAAUAAGGACUUUUUCAAAGAGUGGCUUUAUCUCGACGGCAGUGAGGCUGCUGGUGAACCUUACCAGUCUAAAUUCGCGCGACAACUUAGUUCUGACUCUAGGGACAACUCCGAACCUAGUGUUGGACCUCCUUCUCCGAAAAAGCGGAUAGCACAUCGACGAAGGUACGCCAACUAUCCGGACGAGAGUUGUACCAAGUCCGCCAUGGCGCUGGCCACACAACAGUCGUCCAAUAUGCGGAGGAACUCCAAUUCGACCAUGUCCACCAUACAGUUACCACUUUUGAAUUCGACUGCGCAACUCGUGUCACACAUGAGGCGGCACUCGAACAAUGCGGAUACUGGGUUCUUCGCCAGCGUAGAGCUUGGUGAGUACAUGAUGGUGAAAGCCGAACAACCAGUCGGCGAAACUGAGAAAAGUAAAGGGAAGAGUUCAGGGUUCAGAAGAAUAAAGAGUGCCGCGUUAGAAAUCGGAUGUCCACCCCCUAGUGUUUCAAAUCUAUCACCACAUCCAAAUAGUGCAGAGACUAUUGGUGGUCAGAUGCUAAAGAACCCUAAAAAUGCAGUGAUUCCACCUCCUAGCAAAAGUUUAACGCGCGGGCCUCAUUUGAACUUAUAUCCAAAAAACGAGUCAGGGGAGGGGUGUAGCUAUCCCUACUUAACUUACGGUUCAGAAAUCGUUUACCCGAUAGCUGAAAUAUCCGAUGAGAUGCAAACUUCGCAGAAAGAAACUGAUCUAGAUUCAAGUGGAGAGAGUUAUAGUGACUAUGAUGAUGAGAAACAAUUUCGUGGGUUUGACUGGGACGCAGAACAGUCACCAGCGAUGCGGUCCAGUGACUCCGACUACGAGAAUAACGGCUCCAGGUCACCGCUUCUUGAUAGACCCUCGGAUGUCCGCGUAGUGCGUAGUAAAACCCACGCGGACAGCAAGAAGCACUGCUGUGAACGACAUACAAACAAACAUAACUUAGACUGCCCCAACGAUAAAGGCAAACCCGUAAGACUGAAAAAGCUUCCGAAGCAUGAGCCACAGUAUGAAGCCAAACGGCCCGACAGACCAGCGCCCUGUUGCGAAUGUAAAACUGCCAUCAACGCAAGCGUAGAUUAUUUUGAAAAAGCCAGCGCGAGUUCCAAAGAUUUGCUAAUAGAAAAGUCCAGUUUAGAAUCUAAUGAAAAUCAGGAACAGCCAGAGAAGCAGCCUGAAGAGAAGAAGGUCGUCGAGAAGAAACUGUGGGACCAUGACAUAUGUAAUUCUAGCAGUAGUAGUGAUACUUAUAUGGACGGACCGCCGAAACAUUUUAAAAACGAAAAGCUCUGCGUGGCUCCCGAAACUGAAGAGUCCCAACUGACGUGUGACAGCAAGAGUGCUGAUGAGAGAAGCGUGUACAGCUUAGACUGGCUGUUCGAGGAGUCGGAGCAGCCUAAAGCCGGCUGUUGUAAGGAGGCGGGAGCCUGCGCGCUCCCGGAAGAGGUCCUUUGCCAAAAACUAGCCAAUGCACUUGGCGAAUCGUCUUCCAACGUCCCAAAAAACUUGGGUGCUAUACCAAAGCAGAUAAAAAACUUAGCGCGUUCGCGAGCUUCCUCGCAGAAGGAGAACAAGAAGAGAGAUUCUAAGAAGGAAAAAGAUGAAAAUCAGAAUGAAGAAGUAAUAAUGUUCGAUGCGGUGGAAGCUCAGGCUGCUUUGGUACAAGGGCUGGAAUGUUUGUUCGCGGCGACCAACGCCAACACGGUGGUGAUGCCGCCGCCGAGUCGCGACGAGCGGCCACGCGCGCACCGCCAGAGCAUCCGCGGCGACAGAGAGAACUCGCACAAAACCAGGAAACGGUCCAUUGAAGAAGUAGCACAAACGUCCACCAACACCCUCCUCCCCACUUCCAUGCCGCUACUGGCAGCCUUCCUCAACUCCCGGGUAGACUUCGGACCUUGUUGCGUACCUUCCUACGUGGCCAACGCUACUGAGAACGCUGCGCCACAAAACGCGCAAGCGACUGAAGAGGGGCCCAGACUUAGACCACUGAUGGACAGAAACCAUAGAAAUCGCGUUAGGAAAAUAAAGCGUUCAACUCGCCAACGAAAUAAUCCUUCUCAGCAGAACAAUACAGAAAAGAAGGACAAGCCGCCCGCUCCUGAUAACUCAAAUAACUCCACUAACGUUCACUUCGCGACGUCGUUCGACGACACGACGGACGGCGCGAUACAUUGCUUCAUAGAUGAAUACGGCAACUGGAUGUCCUACACCUUUGACAAGAACAGUUCGGGGCGCGCUCAGGCACAGCCCAUACCCUUGCCAGAGAAAGAGGACGGCAUGAGGAUCAACCGGGUCAAACCAAUCGACAACCCGGAUAACUCGCAAGAGACUGCUGGCGAGGGCAGCUGCGGUUCUUUAGAAUCCGAAGCUGGCAACAGUGAAAGUAUACCCAAAACGAAGCGCGGAGACAGCAUCGACCAAAGUUCCUCCAACCAGGGCAGUAACAACCCCCUCCUGUCGAGCAACAACAACGUGUCGGCAGUCGUUCCUAUUAACACUAAUAACGCCAACAAACGUUUCUACGUGUUCGACGGCGGGACCGGCACCCACGCCGACCAGCCGCGCUCGCCUGUAGCCUACGUGACUGAUAGUUUACUAGAACAAAUAGAGGCUGAAAGACAGUCCCGCAUGGGACUACCCAGUAUGCAUAUAAACUUUUUAAUGAACCAGCAAAGGGCGCAGCAAUUAGCCCAGCAACAAACUGAAAACACUUACGCUAAUAUACCAAGUUUAAUGCCUUCGAUAGGUGAAGAAAGUGAAAUAAAUCUUAGGAGCAAAUUCUCAAAAAUUAUGGACGAAAUGGAGAAGGCGAACCAGCCGAAACCAAAGAGUUACUACAAGUUCAAAUUGUCGAAGUGUUUCGAACUAAAAGUGACGAUGGACAGACUGCAGCUGAUGGCGUUGUUUGAUAGGAACUUGACGUUUAAAGAGACAUUUGUCACGAUAUUCCUGGCUGUGAUGGUGGCUGUAUUGGGCUCCAUGGUGUUGAACCUCGGCUUCUACAGGGACAUUUACGCGUUUUGGUUCUGCUUCAUCAUGGCGGGGAGUCAGUAUUCCCUGCUGAAAAGUGUUCAGCCGGAUUCUGCGUCCCCAGUUCACGGUUUUAACAAGAUGGUUGUGUUUUCUCGGCCCGUAUACUUCUGCAUAUGCACGGCACUAUUGUGCGGGGUGCACAGUUACUUGGAACAAACAGCACCUUUAACAGACGAAGUGCAUACAAGACGGAAAAGAAGUUUCGAUGAAAUGAAACCUUUAACUAUUUACGGCUUCGAGAUGAACGAAAGAGAUUUUUUACAAGUCAUUCAGGAAAUACUAUCGAAGUUCCUGUUAUUUUUUCCUUUAGCGUUCAGCUUGGGGUUAUUUCCUCAGGUGAAUACGUUUCUCAUGUACUUAUUGGAACAGAUUGAUAUGCAUGUGUUUGGUGGAAACGCUACCAGCAGCUUAAGCGCUGCAGUAUAUUGCGUAGUGCGAUCAAUAGCAGCCAUUGGAGUACUCUACGGGUUCGCUUACAGUGGCCUAGUAGAAGGCAAGAAAUCGCAGCAUCAGAAACACAACAUACUCUUUUCAAUAUUCUGUGGCCUUCUCGUGCCAAUCGCUUACCAUUUAAGCCGCAGUGCGAGCGAUUACACCCUAAUCUGGAACUUGAUUAAAAAACAUUUGUUACCACCGGAGUUAUACGUCAUACACAAUCCAGAAUGUUCUCCGGAGCUCGAGAAAGGGGAUCCGAACACACUAAGUGACGACAAGAAGAACAAUUCAGAAAGUAACAUAUCCAAACAGAAUUCCAUAGGAAGUUCUGCGUCGAAGAUCAAUUUUAGUUCGGAGACGAACAUAGCUAAGCAGAAGCGAUCUCAGACUUCUAGCGUAAGUUCUUUGAAGAUGGAUCCUAGAGGGGGGGACACAAUGAACUCUACUACUUCUUUGAAGGUGGAUCCUCCUACUGAGGAAGAUAAAACUCAGGAGACAAAUACUUCGAAUGCUAAGCAGGACCCUGACAAACCGGAUGAGGAUAUGGAGGAUCCUUUGCCUAAGAAACUGCAGGCGACGGUGAACGCUCGGCUUAAGAAUGACGUGAUAGUGUGCACUUUCCUAGGACUGUUCGUGUUUGGACUGCACUGUACUACUGUGUUCACCACGCUGAGGCCACAACUUAAUACGGUGCUAUGGAUAAUAGCGGGUAUCCUGGGCUGGGUACUGCACUACCUGACUCCUCAGCUUCGCAAACAACAACCGUGGCUGUGCCUGGCCGGGCCGGUGCUCAAGCAACACGAGCACGCUCAGUUCGAGGUCACCGAGCCAGCUAGGCUCAUGUGCUUUGAGAAGAUGUUCGUGUACCUAUGUUUCCUGGAACGUAACGUGCUGUACCCGGGCGUGGUGAUCGCGGCCACGACGCAGGACGCGCCCGCCAUUGCCGCCAAAUUUGGCGACGCUAUUGGCGCGCUUAUUAUUUGCGUCUGCGCUUUGAAAUGUCUUCGAAACGCGUAUUCAGAACCGGACUCCCAGUACCUGAUCCUAGUGUUCGCUGUAUUACUGUUUCAACGAGACUUGAGCAGUCAGAAGAUAUCGGAGACCUUUCUGGUGGACUACUUCAUUACUGCGAUCAUAUUCAGCAAGGUUUACGAGUUUUUGUUGAAGGUACAAUUCGUGGUGACAUACAUAGCGCCGUGGCAGAUCACGUGGGGCAGCGCCUUCCACGCGUUCGCGCAGCCCUUCAGCGUGCCCCACUCCGCCAUGCUGUUCCUGCAGGCCUUAGUCUCUGCGCUACUGUCCUCGCCACUCACGCCUGCGUUAGGUAGCGCAAUAUUCAUGACAUCCUACGUGAGACCGGUGAAGUUCUGGGAAAGGGAUUACAACACUAAGAGAGUAGAUCAGAGCAAUACUAGACUGUCUUCACAGCUGGAACGAAAUCUUGGAGCUGAUGACAACAAUCUGAACUCGAUAUUCUACGAGCACUUAACGCGGUCGCUGCAGCACUACCUAUGUGGUGAUCUCAUGCUCGGACGAUGGGGGCAGGUGCAACAGGGCGAUUGUUUUGUACUGGCAUCGGACUACCUAAACUGCUUAGUGCACAUAGUAGAGAUGGGUAACGGCCUCGUGUCCUUCCAACUGCGAGGCCUCGAGUUCAGAGGCACGUACUGCCAGCAGAGAGAGGUGGAGGCUAUAUCUGAGGGGCCUGAGGAGAGCAGUGAGGGCGUGUGCACGGGCGCGUGGUGGUGCGGGGGCCGCGCGCUGUCGCUGGGCGCGGCCUGGGCGCUGCGCUGGCUGGCGUGGCAGCUCGUCGCCGCCAGAUACGUGCUGGAGGGGUACUCCGUGUCCGACAAUAGUGCCGUGUCUAUGCUACAAGUGUUUGAUUUUAGGAAAGUGCUGCUUACUUAUUAUGUUAAGAGUAUAAUCUACUACACCAUCCAAUCGGCUAAGCUAGAAGAAUGGCUAGCUUCCUCCAUGAUAGCUGAUGCUCUGAAGCCGAUGAACGAGAGGAACUUCGUGGAUUUAGACCCCAUAUUCAACGUUAAUCUCGAUGAGGAUUAUGACUUUAGAGCUUCGGGAAUUACCAGGUCCCGUUUCUGCGCGGUAUACGGCGAGUGGAUAGCGCACUGCGGCGCGCGGCGCGGGGCCGCGUGGCGCCGCCGCGCGCAGCACGCGCACUCGCCGCUCACCACGCUGUGCUUCGCGCUAAGUCUGCUGGGAAGACGGGCUUUAGCUGCUGCACAGCAUUUGUCUGCUUCUAGCGUGGAAUUCUUCCUGUACGGCUUACACUCGCUGUUCAAAGGCGACUUCCGCAUCACCUGCGCCCGCGACGAGUGGGUGUUCACCGACAUGUCAUUACUACACUCAGUCCUAGCACCAGCUAUACGUAUGGCGCUUAAACUGCAUCAGGACCACUUCAUGUUCCCCGAGGAGUACUGCAGCAGCUCUGCGCUGUACUGCGCUAUAGCGUCGCACGCGGAGCGGCUCGUCAUCUGCCACGAGGCGGCGCCCGCCUGGCGGUACAACGUGCUGCGCGGGGCUCCACAUCUGUUGGCUUUAAGGCAUGUAAUGGACGAAGGCAACGACGACUACAAGAUAAUAAUGCUGAACAAGCGUCACCUGGGCUUCCGCGUGAUCAAGCUGAACCGCGAGUGUGUCCGCGGCCUGUGGGCUGGCCAGCAGCAGGAGCUGGUCUACCUGAGGAACAGGAACCCCGAGCGAGGGUCCAUACAGAACGCUAAGCAGGCUCUCCGCAACAUAAUAAACUCGUCGUGCGACCAGCCGAUCGGGUACCCGAUCUACGUGUCGCCGCUGACGACGUCGUACGCGGACACGUCGCCGCAGCUGCGCGAGCUGCUCGGCUCCGCGCUCACCGUGCGACUCAUCCGGGACAAGAUCGCGCAGGCUUGGCGCCGUAUCCGUCGCCGCUGCGGCGAGGGCUGCUCGUCGGGCGGCGCGUGCUCGGCGGGCGCGGCGGAGGCGGGCGCGGCGCGGCUCGCCACGCCCAGGCACAACGCGCUGCAUCUCUCCAGGACUUCACUCGCGGGUACGCGCGGCAGUCUAGCGUCGGCAGGCAAACCCACGUCGUCAACACUAGCGUCGUUAGCGGGGCUGCUUCGAGAACAUUCCCACGAGCGGACCACGCAUGAUGAAACUGCGGCAGCAGGUGGUGGUGGGGCUACCCUGGUGGACAGCACGAGCUCGAUGCGGUCCCGUGAGGGGGGGCACCGCGACAGGACCAACCGCGCCAGGACGCCUGCCAAGGAACCGGCUAGACAAGUGUGUAACCGCAGCCGUAUGCGUCGAGCUGCGCCGGCGUCGUUCCGCCUGCUCGCCGCGUCCGACAACAUGCGGCUCGAACCCACGGCGUGUUCGUCACAUCCUAAUGAUGAUACACAGAGUGCGGCAGGCAGUAACUGGGAGUGUGCGUGGCGAGACCAGCCACGAAGAGCGGCCAGCGCCAAGGUGUCCAGCAGCCGAGGCAACCCAAGCGCGGAAUCCUCCCUAGAAGACCUGACUCUCACCCCGACAGGCCUGGACCUAUCCCUGCCUGAUUGCAAGAUCAUCGCCAACAGGAACGCCAGGCAAGAGAGAGACUUUAAAAGGUUUUACGUCAAUGAAAUAACACCAAAGGACCUAUCAAAACUCAGCAAGGAGAUCCGUCACGAGCGGGAAAGUUACCGCGAACUUACUGGCCGGUACAUAGAGAAACCCGAAGCCAUACCGUUAAAAGAAACUCAUUACUCCGACCUUUCGAAUAAAGAAUCGAACCUAAAGAAAGAAGCGAAAAAGGACUCUAAGGCUAAAGAAAUAAAGACGAAGAUUAAACGGUCGGAUUCCGGUCGUAGUGAGUUGAAAGUGAAUGUUUCUGUCGGCAGUAAGGUGCUGAUUAUCGAGCCUUUGGGAGUGUAUGACUGUAUUAACUUGGGUCGGAGGAUAGAUGUGGUGUGGCCCUCGGAGGCGGAGAGGGAGAGGGGGGGGAGGAACUUCUGGGGCAGCUGGGUGCCGCUAGCGGGGAUGGAUGGACUGGUGGUACACAAAUGGACGCCAAACCACAGAGAUCCCAAACUCCGGUCACACGUCGACAAGAGCAUUCUCCUAAUACAAAUAGACGAUAAAUUCGUGCCCAUCGCCGAAAACUGCGUCCAAGACUUAGGCGAUGAAGUAUGAACCUUACGCCCUUAACAACAAGGUCGAAAUCUGCGUGAACAAGUAAAGACUUUUUAUAAUAAACCAUUAAAUAAGUCUGAACCUUAUUUGUAAGCAAUAAGGUGUAAUAUCAAAUACUCGGAUGUAGGAGAAUUUAUUAACGGUUAUUGGUGAAAGGAAAUUAGACUUUACGUGUAUGAAAAUUAAGUUGAUAGUAGCGUGCGUUGUACGCGUGAUCUCGGUGGUGAAUUGUGAACCUUAUGUGUAUGGUACUAAGGUGUUAUGAAAAACAGUUAAUUUGUUUUAUUAACUCAAUUAAACAGUUCCUUUUUACGCUUUAGCAUGGUUAAUGACCUAGUGGUAAAAUAAAUAUGCCUGUUCUAGUAUAUUUUGAUGAACAUACUUAAAUGUUUUUUUUUUUUCUAAUUUAAUAGUUAGUCAGACUUCUUUAAUUUCUUAUGUGGUAUUAACACUUAUGAUAAAUACUUAUGAAGAAAAAAUAACUUUUGAUUCAGAAUUUCGCGGGUCAUUAAUCAUGUUAUGAGUUUUACUAAUUAAAUUUCUGUCACAGUAUAAAGAUGAUAUAAAUAAAUGUGGGAUUUAGUGGCAAAAAAUAAUGCGAAUAAAGUUAAAUACUGAUAUAAUACCCUCUUGGACUUCUUUUAAAAAUCUUAUAAUCUUAGCGUCUUAGCGUCUACGUCUUCCAUCUUGUAAUCCCAAUCUUCAUUCACUCUCUUUCACUCUUCAUAGCUCAUACAUUCCUUCCCGCUCAUUCAUACGUCCCCUUCUACUCAGAAUUCACUCCACAUAAAUAUAUUCAGUCAUUAUGUGAAAAGAGGCUUACAAAAGCAAAUGGAAUCAAAGUUGCUUGAAAUAAAUUGGGAACCACAUAAAUGAUAAAAAAGACUUGAUAAUUGGUAAAUUCUCAAAAAUACGUACACCUUUUUUAACAUAUGGAAUGCCAAUAAAGAGUUAAGUAUUGACUUUGCCCGCUGAGUAAAAAUUAAGGGCGAUUCAAUCGUCCUAUGCGUCCCUGAGCCCUAAUAAGGCGUUAAUAUCAGGAUACUAUCAAGCCUUAAAAAUUUAUGAAAAGAUUAUAUUGUCACAAACAUACCAAGAAGAUACCAAGUACAGAUCUUAUGACAACUAUGAAUAAGUUAAAAUGAGAAAACUUAACGGUCUGAAUAACUAAGCAUUUUCAACCUUAUUUCUUAAGCAAUACGGCCGACUUUAAAAACACACAACAUUUUAUAUGAAAUUGGUUUCUAUGUCUUAAAGAAUAAGGUUGGAAAUCGACUACCCAGUCAAAUAGGAUUUACUUAAUAACAAGUCGUUUUGAUUGACUUAAAAACUAUAAUUAUGAAGCUAGUUAAAUUGUCUACCAUAAAUUUAAUCAUAGGCUUAAAUUGGAUUAAUGAAAACCUUUUUUUUUUACUUUAUUUUUGCACUUCGCCAUUAUGUGUUGGUUAAAAAUAAUUUGUAAAAUAUUCCGUGUUAUUAAAAAAUAAGUUGCGUUCAAUUGGGUACUGUGAUGUAUAUGAAUAUGAUUGUUUGUGGCGCAAGUUUGACUUUUACGACUACAUACGAGCUUUUUAUGUUUAGACUGUCAAGAAUAUAGUUCAUUGUACGUGCUGAUUAAUUCUUGCCAUACUUUGCAAAACAGAUUUCUGAAAAAUAUGAAGAAGAAAAAUGUAACACUGCAAUAAAGUUCAGAGGAAAAGGCCUCAUUUCAAUUAAUAAAAUGAAUGGCCGAUUUACAAUGAUAGAAAAGGUAAACCUUGAAUUUCGAUAUUUGAAUAUUACUAUCGAAAAAGUAGCUCUUACGUGUAAGAUUAAAUCGUGGUCCAUUUUAUCAUCUCUAAAGUUACGUAUCUCUAUAAGAAUCAGAUAAUAAAUUAACAAAGUAAAGGCCCGGUUUCACUGUUUACCUACAAAGUAUCAGUUAGUUAUCUGAUAGUGAAAUGCUGAAAAGGCUGCCUAUAAAAUUUGCCAGAUAUUGCUAUCCGAACCGUGUGAAACCAAAAGUUAUAGUUUUUCCUUCAGGUAAGUUCCUGAUAGGCUAUCAGAGACUUUAUCAGUGGAACUGGCCAUACUUCUUGUAUAUCCCGUUAGUAAAGGUCUACACAGACUUGCGACGCAACAAGCUUCGUUGUGUGUUGGUAGCUUUACAUUGUAAAUACUUGUAAAUAAUGUAAAAAACAUAUGAAAGAAAUGUAUAUUCGUCUCUUUAAUAUAUAAAGAACAUCUUAUUACAGUACAUAAGUAGAAACCUUUUUUAUUUUUGUUAUUGUGUUGUAAUUAUUAUUUUUUUUUGUCUAAAUUCGUUUUGUAUAAAACCUUUUGCUGCAUAACCUUUAGUCUGACACCAAAUGAAUGUAUUGUCUAUUUAAAUUAUUUAUAAAAUUUAAUGGAAGUUACUGCGUGUGUACUUUGUGGGUAAGGUCGAAUAUUCUUUGCCAGACUGUAUUUUCUUUAAAAAAUAACAUUCGUAGAAUUUGUUUAAUAACACACAAUUUAUGAACGGAUGCUUUUACCAGUUAAGCAUUUGUAAAGAACAGAUAGACAUACAGACAGUAUCGUCUUCCAAUUGUCCGCAAACAAAUUGGAAUCUGGCUUGGCAAUUGCAUAAAAACACUAUUCAUAAAGAAUAGUAGAUUCUACCACAUAAAGUAAGCCAGUAACUUUCUGUUCACUGUUGUUACGUAUACUUAUAGUGCAUUUUAUGUAUAUCACUGUAUAUGUAUUGUUUCACUAAAUCAUUGAUAAAUUAUAAUGAAGACGUUGUGUUUUGCGAAUUUAAAGGGGAGUGAAUUAUUCGUGUUGAUGGUACUUACAGGUUUUGUUGUAUGGUAAAUUUUAUUAGUUAUUGAAAUAAUGAUAAUGAAGAGGUAACUAUAUUUUGCUGGUUUAAAACAUGUAAUUCUUAUGAAGAAUCGUAAAAAAGAGAAUAUCUUGGAAAGGGUUUCCUAAGUUUGAAAAAUAUGUCUAUAGUUCUCUAUUUACUUUAUGUCAGUUACGGAUAUCUGAUUACUGGUGUUAUUUCGAAAACAUAAAAUUCACCUACAACAUAACUACAUUAGUACUGUAUAAAAUCAAAAUAAUUAACAGCCAGUUUCUUCAUCAAAAGUAAAAGUCAAAGUAAUGUCUUAAGUAAAAGUAACGGUCAAAUUCAUUUUUUCUAUUAGUUUUGCUGUCACUUUAGCCUUGAAAAACGAAUUUGACCGUUACUUUUACUUUAGACAUUACUUUGACUUUUACUUUUGAUGAAGAAACUGGCCGUAAAUAAAAACAAUUCACAUAAUCCCCUAAGCGUUGAGAUAAUUUAAAAAUUAUAACUGAUUUGUUCAAUUUUAAUCGUCAAUGUUUUUAUGUCAUCUGCUAAUAUUAAAACGGAAUUAAAAUAAUACAUCAAUAAAAUAUUAACUCAGCAAGAGACAUUAUUUCUUGGACUGUUUCGUAACGAUUCAAAUAUUUUGAAAUCAAAGCUAUUUUUAAUCAUAGGUACCUACCAUGAAUUGUGAAAGCAGUAUUUAUUUACGUUAAAAAAUAUCACUGGCAAAACAUCAUAAUGGUUUCCGAUUGUAUUCAUUUUGUUACAUGUUAUAAGAAUAUUGAUUCUCUAAUAAUUAGCAGAUGGUAUAAAAAUAAUAAAUGACUCUAUUGCACUCUGCACUUUGACACAUUGUGUCUCCUGUGGCUAACGUUCGCGUUUACUUACGCUUUUGUGAUUUACUCAAAGUAUUUUGGUCGGUCUACUUUCAUAUAAUAAAUUCAUAAUAAUGUGUAAUUUUAAAAGGUAGAAAGAUUAAAGUCGUAAUAAAAAUAAACGAAGAAGUAAUUUUUAAAAUAAAUUGAUUAAAAUAUUAUCAUGAUUAAUUCUUACUGAAAUAAAUUAUUGAAUUAAUCAUUUAAAUUGAUUAUUGUAAGUUGUUAAUUUCCCAAAAACGCGAACGAACCACAUCUAAUAUAUAUGAGUAUAUAUUAUAUUCUCAAGUUGCCUUAAUAUAUUUUAGACUGAUUUUUUAUAAUCGUGAUGUGUGUCAAGCCGAAUAUAUUGAUAGUUAAGAUAACUGCGCUCGGUUCAAUCAUUCUAAUGUUAAUCGCAGUGUACUUAUGAACUUGUGUUAUGGCGGUUUACUCAUUUACGUUCGUUCUAAAAACGGAUAUUUGUCGUAUCUCAAUGAAGGAAAACUGUACUCUUCUAAACAAGGGUGUUAUGAGCUUAAAGUUAAUUAUUUGUAGCUGAACGAAUGUGUGUGAAUAAUGUAAUGAAUAUGUGUUUGUGUAAAAAUCUUAACCUACGUAAACGUCUCUGCUGUCACCCAGCAGAAAGAAUGAAAUUAUUUUAAAUAUGGGCUCUUAGUAUUGUUCCUUAGAUACCUAUUAUAUUGUUAGAUUGCCAUGUUACCAAUGUAAACUAUAUCUAAAAAACAUUACUUAAAGCCUAUAUUUGAAUAGAAAUCAUAUUUUUGCCGAGUGUUAGCAGUCGUUUAAGUGAGUGAUGACUAUUUAUCCUUAAUCUUUUUGUAUUUACCUACUGUUUUUGUCACAAAUAAAUGCCAUAAUGUGAUUGUACGUAAUUCAAUAAACUUCAAAAGUAUACCUCUUAUGUUAUCAUGGUAUACACGACAAAUAUCUGUAUGAAAAAAUCCGAAUUUAUAUUUAUUACUUUGCAUAAUCGGUAGAUUUGUGUUGAAGAUUGGUGUAAUCUAUGUGUUAGUCUAAAUUGAACUCUAUUUCAUUGUAAAAGAGUAGGUAUUUGUACAGUAGGAAGGCACAAUCCGUCCACAAGUGAUUUUUUCUGCAUAUGCGACUUAUUUUCCUUUGUUUUUAAUUUUGUACUUUGUUGAUAUCGACAAGAACAUACAGUAUUUUAAACAAAGGAGUCUUUACUACAUAAUUUGUCUUCCAGACUCAACAUGAAAAAAAAACACAUUCCAGAAUAUUCCUGAAAAAAUAUCGGCAACCAAGUAUCAAAUGUUUUUUUUACUUAUUUCCCUAUUUUUGUCGUCUGUUGUCGAUGUCAAUAAAGACUGCCGAAUAGCAUAUGCAGACAAGUCGUGGUUGUUUUGUGAAUUGACGUAAUGUAAACCGCCGACGCGCCGUUGAUUUGUGUCACAUUAUCAAUAUCAGGAUUAAUACUGAAUUAAAAUGGUACAUGGAUA